AUGCCUGCCAUGACGCACCUGAUCAACCCACCUCCGGUGCUCCUGCCCCCGAAAAUGCCACUGCACCUCUCCAACUUCCUCCCCUUGCUCUUCCUAGUCCUGCUGCACCUCUGGCUGCACUACCGUCAACCCCUCCCGUACAUGGACGAGCUCUUCCAUAUCCCACAAGCGCAAGCCUUCUGCCGCUCCCUCCGCGUCAAAACCCUCCCGGCCUACGACCCCGCCAUAACCACGCUCCCGGGCCUCUACCUCCCCCCCGCCGCGCUUCACUUCUUCACUUCCGGUCGAAUCCCAUGCUCCCCGCGCGUCCUCCGCAUCACCUCCCUCCUCGCAGCCGCCCUCGCUCUCCCACUCCUCUCCUCCCUCCUCACAGCCCUCCGCGCCCGCGCGCGCCGCGCCGCCCGCCCGGACCCGUCCCACGCCGUCGCGAUCUGGCUCCACCCCGUCGCCCUCUUCUACGCUCAGCUCUUCUACACAGACCCUCUGGCGCUCCUCGCCCUCCUCCUCGCGCAUCUCUACGCCCUCCGUGCCGCGCAUCUCCGGGCCGCCUCCUUCGCCUUCUUCGCCGCGCUCACGCGCCAGACCAACAUCGUCUGGCACUUUUACCUCGCCGCCGACGCCGCCAUCCCGCUCCUCGUGUCUCGCUGCACCCAGAACAAGCCUCUCUACACCUCUGUCCGCAUACUCCUCCCUCUCCUUUGGCCGCACGCGCUCACCGCGUGCGUUUACCUCACCUUCCUCGUCCUCAACGCCGGCCCGGCCCUCGGCGACAAGGCCCACCAUGCGCCCACAGCCCACUGGGCAAUGCUUCCUUACUUCCUCGGAUUCCACGCCGCCUCGUAUCUCCCGUUUCAGUUGCUUGAACCGCGCGAGCUUGUCGCCCAGGCUACUAUCCUGCGCCGCUCCCCCGCUUUGCGGGCUGGCGCGCUAUCCGUCUGCGCCGUGCUGGCCGCCAUGAUUGUUGCUACGGGUGACCAUGUGCAUCCGUUCACGCUCGCGGAUAACCGGCACUUCGUGUUUUAUGUGUACCGCAAGUGGCUCUUGCGCGCCCCGUGGAGAAAGCUGGCGUUGCUGCCACUAUACGUGUGGGGGGCCAUCGGGCCGGUGCUGGAGCUGGAGAUGCGCCGGCGAGGGGACGGAGGGGUAGAAGGGCAGGUGCGGGACGAGGGGGAGGCGAUGCGCACCUUUUACGUUGGUGAGUAUGUCAGCGACGCGCUGCUAGUGCUGUGCGCGGCCGCCAGCCUCGUGCCGUCGCCGUUGCUGGAGCCGCGGUAUUUUGUUGUCGCCUCCACACUGUGGUCCAUGCGCAGGAUGGCGAGGCGGGCGGCCGACUUUCCGGCGUGGGGGAUGUGCGGCGUCGCGGCCGCGCUGGCGGUCGUCAACGUGGGCUUGGUGUAUGUGUUUGCGGAGAUGCCAUUCGAGAGACCCGUUGAUGCACACAUGCCAAACGAUUCGUCUCCCGGGAGAUUCAUGUUUUGA
This is a messenger RNA of Chondrus crispus (carragheen), 1479 nucleotides long. RefSeq names its product Alpha-1,2-glucosyltransferase, family GT59. Bases 1 to 1479 code for a protein of 492 amino acids. The transcript has a single exon. Lineage: Eukaryota; Rhodophyta; Florideophyceae; Gigartinales; Gigartinaceae. Gene Ontology annotation, molecular function: dolichyl pyrophosphate Glc2Man9GlcNAc2 alpha-1,2-glucosyltransferase activity. The record is from RefSeq and is a predicted model, not a curated record. Gene Ontology annotation, biological process: protein N-linked glycosylation; dolichol-linked oligosaccharide biosynthetic process. Gene Ontology annotation, cellular component: endoplasmic reticulum.